GGACGGCUCCGGGCGGUGUGAGGAAUGCGCGGAAGGUGCUCCGUCCCCAGCCUCCCGUCUCCCUGUCACACACUCGCUGCACCACACAGAGCCCACACAGAGCCCACAGACAGGCCACACACAGAGCCCACAGAGAGGCCACACAGAGCCCACACAGAGGCCGGCGCCAUGGCGCUCAGGAAGGAAGCCCUCAUGUUUGUGCUGAUGCUGGGAUGGACGCUUUGCCCGGUGCAGCCCAAGAAGCCAGCGAGAUGCCCGGCCACAUGCAGCUGCACCAAGGAGUCGGUCAUUUGUGUGGGAACUCCCUGGGUGCCCAAGACGGUUCCCGGCGACAUCAGCUCCUUGAGCCUGGUAAAUGGGACGUUUCCUGAAAUCAAGGAGAGGAUGUUUGCCCAUCUGCCCACCCUGCAGCUGCUCUUGCUGAAUUCUAACGCAUUUACUGUCAUUCGAGACGAUGCCUUUGCCGGUCUCUUUCACCUGGAGUACCUAUUUAUCGAAGGAAAUAAAAUAGAGACCAUCGGGCGCCAUGCAUUCCGAGGACUGCGUGACCUGACACAUCUCUCUCUGGCCAAUAACCACAUUAAGAGUUUGCCAAGAGACAUCUUCAUUGAUUUAGAUUCUCUCAUUGAACUAGACUUGAGAGGCAAUAGGUAUGAAUGUGACUGCAAAGCAAAGUGGUUAUUCUCCUGGUUGAAAACGACCAAUUCUACUGUAUCGGACGUAUUGUGUGUGGGCCAUUCUGACUAUCAAGGGAGAAAGCUAAACGAAUUGGCAAGUUUUGACUCUGACUGCAUAACAACAGACUUUACUGUUCAUCAAGUUUUAUCCUAUCAUUCAGUAUCAGUGGAUACAUUCCAAUAUAAGAAUGAUGUCUUUGUGGCCAUCGCUCAGCCAAGCAUGGAGAACUGUAUGAUUCUAGAGUGGGAUCACAUUGAAAUGAACUUCAGAAGUUACGACAAUAUCACAGGUCAGUCAAUUGUUGGAUGCAAGGCUAUUCUCAUAGACGACCAAGUGUUCAUGGUAGUGGCACAGCUGUUUGGUGGCUCUCAUAUUUACAAGUAUGAUGAAAGCUGGGCCAAAUUCACUAAAUUCCAAGACAUUGAAGUCUCCCAGAUAUCCAAACCCAAUGACAUAGAAUUAUUUCAGAUUGAAGGUGAAACUUUUUUUGUCAUUGCGGACAGCUCAAAGGCAGGUCUCACAACUGUGUAUAAGUGGAAUGGUAAAGGGUUCUAUUCCUACCAGUCUUUGCACGAGUGGUUUAGAGACACCGACGCUGAAUUUGUGGUAAUUGAGGGGAAAGCUCACCUUGUGUUAUCCAGUCGGUCCCAAGUUCCUCUAAUCCUUCAGUGGAACAAGAUAACAAAGAAAUUCACCCCUCAUGGUGAUAUACCAAACAUGGAAGAUGUUUUAUCCGUCAAAAGCUUCAAAAUGAAGGACGAACUCUACAUUUCAUUGACCAGAUUCAUCGGGGACUCCAAAGUCAUGAAAUGGAAUAACAAGCAGUUUGUUGAGGUCCAGGCUCUGCCAUCUCGAGGCGCUAUGAGCCUGCAGCCAUUUACAUUCAAGGACAGACACUAUCUGGCACUGGGAAGUGAUUAUACGUUCUCCCAAAUAUACCAGUGGAACAAGGAGAAGAAGACUUUUGAAAAGUUUAAAGAAAUCUAUGUUCAAGCACCGCGCUCCUUUACGGCCGUGUCACCUGACCGCAGGGAUUUUGUAUUUGCUUCAAGUUUUAAGGGAAACACACAGAUUUUUGAACACGUUAUUGUUGAUCUCAGUUUGUGAGAACUCUUCCCAUGCUCUGAAUCCAUGCCCAUGUAAACCAGAAACACUAAGUUUCCUGAGGGGUGGUCAAGAAACAUCUACUGGUCGGCACAACCUUGGGGGAAAACAAAUCCAUUUUAGUUUGUACAUGCAAAAUGAUGGCUAACUGCAUGACCAUGUCAAUUUUAACUCACUCGUUUUGUAUGAGAUAUUAGGUAGAUGCUUUGGAAUGUUUUUAACUUAAAAACUGAUACUAAACAGUGCAAAGUACAGAACAUAAACGUUUCUUUUAUGAAUGAGGAUUGUUACAAUGGCCUGUGACAUUUAUAUACGGUUACUUUAUUGUUGCACAUCUCUGUUGCUUUCAUUGUUUAAGAAGAAUGCUAUAAUUUCAUAGUUAGUGAAGCAGUGAGCGUAAUAAUGCAGGUUUCUGAGCAAACAAGAUAUUAAGGGAGACACAGAUAAAUGCCUUCUCAUUUUCUGAUACAGCAAUCAAGAACAUAAUAAUGUCAGCUGGUAGUGAAUGAAGGUUUCAGGACAAAAUAGUGCUAAAAUGGUACAUGUUAAA
Xenopus tropicalis (tropical clawed frog) is the source of this 2332-nucleotide messenger RNA. RefSeq names its product leucine-rich repeat LGI family member 2 (gene lgi2). Lineage: Eukaryota; Metazoa; Chordata; Amphibia; Anura; Pipidae. The record is from RefSeq and is marked provisional. Gene Ontology annotation, cellular component: extracellular region.